Molecule: messenger RNA, 12846 nt
Organism: Paramuricea clavata
Lineage: Eukaryota; Metazoa; Cnidaria; Anthozoa; Malacalcyonacea; Plexauridae
Source: the annotation of a GenBank genome assembly
UUCGCCAACGUUACAUAGUUCAUACAUGGAUAUAUAAAUCUAUUAAUGUUUGUAGAGAAUAACCGAAAUAGCAAAUUCUCCCGAUAUUUAUUUUUAGACGGUGUAAAACAGGUUUAAUCAGCGGACGCUAAACAAGUAAUUUUUCGUAGGGCCUUAAACUCACGAAAUGUGAAAGUUUUUAUGCAUAUGAUAUACCAUUCAAGUAACACAACUGAAGAGUUUUCAAACAACAAUACGAAGAUUAACUAUACUCUGCACUAACAAAAUUCCACAAUAGAGCAUAGAACAAUAACCAAGGUUAGACACGGCUGGUGACGCUUUUGAUCGCCAACGUUCCAACAUAUUUUCUACAAACAUUGUUUGUGUUUCAUGGUUUCACAUUAUAAAGACGUGAACUAUUAAAUGACCAUGGAUUGUAAAAUAAUUGUAAACCAUGGAUUGUUUAUUUUACAAUCCAUGAUUAAACGUUGCGUUGGCGAACUGACAUAAGAACGUGAGGAAACGUUGGCGAAUCGACCCGAGACGUUGGCACUCUGUGACGUUGGCGAACUAACAGUUGGCGAAACGACUCGUUGGCGAAACGACCGGUUACCACAUUUAUAUAUUGACAAUUUUCGAUCGUUCCUUUUCGUGUUACAAUUUCGACUAAAUCACUGCACUUUCAGCUUAUUAUGAUAUAAAAUGUCGUCAACAAUUUGAAUAGAAAUUUGUAUAUAUCAACGAUAAACUUUCAAUUGAAACCUUCUCUUGACAAAUGUCUUGACAUGAAUCGACGACAUAAUUGUGAAUUCACUGCUCUGCAAAGUCACUCGUUAAUAUCUCUAAACAAUCCCAGUAAAUCGCUGCGUCGGCUCUCGAUAACGUUCUCAGCUCCUUAGUCAAAGUUCCCUUUGUAUUUGCAAUGUUGAAGAGCAAGAUUAUUCGUUAAUUUUACAGUUUUACUCGUCUUCUAAGCCAUCGUGUUGAAAACAAAAUUUUCUUCACUCCUUGCCGUAAGCCCUUCCUACUCCCCCUAAGUUUGAGUUUGUCGAAAUUUGCAUGCGCGAGCCGGUAUGCGCAGUGCAAAUUUUUGUGUCGAUUUAUGGCAGGCAUCUCACCAAACUUUUUCCCACCACCCGAUUCGUCGGGUGAGAUGUCUGCGUAGGAGGCUAAUGUCCGCAGAGCAUUUUGCUUUUUAAUUAAACUUAAGGUUACAGGAUACCCUAGAACGUAAAAAUUUUGAAUUUUUUUUUCUUUACAUGUUCUUGUUGCUUUUGAGCAUACCUGUCGUCUGGACAAAAAUGUAAAUCAGUAUCUUUAAAAUUAAACAGGUUAUUUAGUAAAACGCAAUUGAAGUCUAUAUGUUUGGCGGGAAAUGUGUUUGAUAGAAAAUCGACACCUUGUGCAAUUCAAUUAGUGUAUAUGUCAUCUCGUAUUCCGUUACCACAACAUGCGGUUGUAGACGCACAUUUCUCUUGCACUGAAAUCUUUGCUGGAAAAAAUGCCGCGAAUAAAAGCUGAUUCUGGCAAAAAAAUAAAACCCCUUUUUGCGGCCGUCGGAAGAAACUCAAACCCAAGACCGACAAUUUGUUCACAGAGGAGAGAAAGAAAUCACUGGCAGAAAGUGACCCUAAAACCAUUCUGUAGAGAUGAAUCAAUACCCAUAAAGGCCAUAAUUUAGAACAGUUUGCCUAAUAUUUACUAGCAUAAUUAUAGAAUAUAAUAUGUAAGUAUAUUUACAUGAGUAUAUUUAUCAUAAUAUAACAAUGCCUUUUAAAACAUAUAUUUUUAAACUUAAUUAUUAUAGUCAUAUUUGACUAACACUAUAAUAGUCUACACACAACUUCGGGAUCUUCAAAGCUUCACAAAAGAUGUCCAGCUCAAUAUUGUAAGCAUCUUAGAAGCAGAAUAAAAACAUUGAUUUGGCGACUUAUCAUUUUUGCCAUAUUUACUAAUUUAGCCACAAGUGCAUGACUAACUGGAAAAGCUUUAUUAGAAUUAGCUGCGCGGCUUUUAUAGUGGCCUUUGGCUUUGCGUACAGAUAUCAAACUCACUUCUCUUAUCUCUCCUUUUACAUCACCGCGAUAUCGCUCAGGAAAUUUAGUACUUCGACAGGAUAUCAAUAAGCCGCAUCCUUGGGACCGAUUCCCUGUUUCUAGAAAUGAACGAAAAUGUAAUGACAUUUUACAAUAAAGCCUUUCAUUUCCAAAAACAUUACGAUGCGCGGCGUACUAAAAACGCAAAUUGUGCAAAACUGAUCCAGUGAACCAGGUGCAAUUAUGUAUAUAACGCGUGUGCCCAUCCACAAUGAAAAAAAUUACCGUAUAAUUCUAGGAGGUUUACCACGCUUCUUUAGCCGAUCUUCAACACCAGCCUCAAUAUUCUUGAUAAAGUUUGUUCCAUCGUAACUGAAGAGAGAGAACAAAUGCAUGGCUUUCUAUAACGUCAACUAGCAAAAUAUCGUCAGAUCAAAAUGCGAUAAACUAAGUUUCCUUACCCUUUAAGGCUUUAUCUUUCAUCGUUGCCAUUAGUUUUUCUUUGUGGUCCACAUCGCCAUCAUCUGCAUUUUUGUCGCUUUUGAGAUUCUGCGCUUAAGAUUCUGCGAUUUUAAGCCUCAGCUUUUUCUUUUCGUUUAGGCAUGACUUGAUUAUAUAUUGUGGUCCUGCCGCAAACGUUAUCUGUCAUCGGAUUAACUUUAUAAUGACAGUACGUCACAGCAGGCGGAGUACCUGAUUAGACUGAAAGAAAACCCGCGAAAUUUUCAAAGCGCUUUUUGAGGCACUUGAGUUUUGAGUCGAAUAUAUGCACUAAAUAAAGUUUGUUAAGCGUGCGUUUCAACCGAUUUUUGUCAAAAUUCCACACAGCAUAGGUACAUAUUUCGGCUACAAAACGGUGUGCGCGCGAGCUUUUUAUUCAAAUAAUAAGCAAGUUACAAGCUUUUUGUUGUCAAUUAGUUGCAAUAUAGCAUAGGUCUGGAAUGAAUAUGCCGUAACUCAUGAACCCCUAAAGCAACUACAAAACGCGAACACCGUUUUUUAGAACAACCUUUGAGAAGAGUAAAAAUGAUAUUUUUAUAGGAUUUGAGUAAAACCGGCGUCUAACAAACUUCACGGCGCGGAAGUACCGCGAUUUUAGACUUCGGCAAAUAUCUGAAUAAGUAUUUAUUCUUUCGUACAUAUGAUAAGAACAUCUUAUACUGCAUUUAUCUAACUACAUUUGGUGAAAAUUUGAUGGAAUUUGGAUUAAAAUUGAUCGAGUUACAGCGGAUCUCCCGAAAGGCAUGUCUAGGGUAUCCUGUAACCUUAAGCUAUCUGAUAUUAUUAUUCAAUGACUUGCAUUAUUUUAGGCAAAGGUUGUACAAUGUAAUGCAACAACCUACUGCCCAGAUGGCAACACAUGCUGUAGAUUGGCGAGUGGUCAAUGGGGAUGUUGUCCUUUUCCAAGUGCUGUUUGUUGUUCAGAUGGUGUUCAUUGUUGCCCACAUGGUUACACCUGUACAUCUGGACAAUGCCAUAAAGGAUCUCAUAUAACUAAGUUAUUCAAGAAGAAACCCGCGAUUCAGGUGGGUAAUAAGUGCAUGGUAGGUGGUUGGAGUUGUAUGCCCUUUGUUAUGCGUUCAUCUCAAAACCGACAAAAUCUCGAAAUAAUAUACACUUAAUGUCUGCUCCCGAGGGAAAUAGUUAGUUUUGUUUUCCCGAGAAUCUCAAUGUUCCCGAGACGAAGUCGAGGGAAACAUUAAGAUUCGAGGGAAAACAACUAACUAUUUCCCGAGGGAACAGGCAUUAAGUGUUUUGUUAUAUAGCGACGAACAAAAAUCAACUUCAACAACAUUCAUACAACAAUUGUAUUUCGUGACAAAAACUCUACAGUUAAAACGAGUUUAAAAUUAAAAGAACCUACUUAAACGGUUUCAGCAGCAUAUCCUGUUGCCAGUUGUGUAUUUUUCUUCUCUUUUAUAUUCUUUAUUUGAACACAAACUUGGAAAAUCGUAGUUUCUAAUUAUCCGCUGAGUUGUGCCUCCAUUUUGUUUAUUUUGUACGUGGCCGGUCGGGGCGGGCAACAAUUUUUCACUUGUUGCCCGGCGGGAAACAUUGCAUUUAUCUGAAGUCACGUGACCACAAAUCAGCCAAUCACGUUUGGUGUUCACGCUAGCUAUAUAACAAACUGUGAUAUAUAGUGAAAUAUUCAGCUUGCCCAUAGUGCAUGUGGACACACUCAGAAACAACAUCACAAACAUAUAUCUUCACCUGAGUGCAUAACAUCAAAAAUAGAAAAAUUCAAGAUCAUCUAUCCAGUCGCCACCAAUCUAUAUGAACAGCUUUUGCGAAUGGCCGAAACAAACUGAAUCUGGAGAAUAAUAUAUAUUGGUCACUUUGUUUAAGCAAGCCAGUGAGAAACAUGUUCCUUUUAAGUUGGUACAGACUAUUGCAUGAAAGACCUAUAAAAGUCUGGUACCAAAUGUAAUAACUCACAAGCAUCGUUUAGGAGCAAUUAGUGGCAAGCAUGCAAUCACAUGCACCUAUAUAUAACGUAAUUGUCAUAUUAAAUAAUCACAAUUAAAACGUAAGCUAAAGUUAGCAAUAUAGCAAGCAUGCAAUAUAUGAUUCUGUACAAUGCAUGUACCAAAAGCAAUUUCCAGUUUACCCUAUUGUUCGAGUCACGGAUAGGUAACUUACCUAAAACAUUGCUAUUGGUUAUUUGUGCAAAAAUACAAUACACACGUGGCAGUGAAGGACCGUAUCUGUUGACGUUGACUGACAUAGAUAAUGAGUUAUAUUGUUACAUGUUAUGAGUUAUAUUAUUAUCUGAAUGAAAAGAGCCUUAAACGGAUACCGGAACUCCUUUGGCAUGUAAAACGAAAGAAUAUUAUUUAGAGAACAAGUUAUAAGCAUUGGCGACUUUAGGCAAGCAGUGAAAAACAUGUCCAUUUUAAGUUGGUACAUUUUAAAAACACUCUGGUUUUAAACAUCCUGGCUAACCUAGAGAUAACACUAUUUGGGUUAACUUAAUUUUCCUUCAUGUUUCGCUCGCUACUCUGGUUUAAAUAAAUUAUUACAGAGCGAGCGAAACAGUAGCCCGCGUGCAGGCCCAAGGGAACUGAUAGCGGGCCUGCAAGCAAGACCCGGUAUUUUGUAGAACGCCCCUUUUCAUAACACGCCCCAUUCGCGCGUCAAUUGUCAAAAAAGAACCAAUGACAGCACCCAAAUAUUAACAUACAAACUAGCAUUAAAAUGUUGCGGGGUUUUCUCUGCUUAUUCAGAACAUAUAAACAAUGUGUAAAUGGCUUCGUUUUAACUCCAAAAAAGCAAGCAACGCAGUCAGUAAUUGCCACAUUUGCAAGUGCUCAUUUUCAACUAAAAUCGGAACAGGCAAAUUAGGACGAAUUUCAACAGAAAACCAGUCUCAAACUUCAAAUCGUGAGGGAAGUCGUGCGACACAUUAGCAUUUUAUAAUGUGUGCUUCGCUGUCGAGUCGCCAUUGUUAUAAAUAAAUUGUCUCACUUAUCAGAUCGUGCGUGCAAUUCUUGUUGGCGGCGGAAAGUACGAAAUUUAUUUCAGUUAUUUCAUUUGGUAAAGAACUCUACAAAUUAAAGAAGAGAGCGUUCAGAGUCCAGAUCGUUUCGUUUCAAACGGCAAUUUAAUACCGUCUUCUGUUUCGCUCUCUCAGCGAAGCCUUGUAAAUCGCAAAGUGUUUCGAAUAGGCUUACUGCUUACAUGCAUCUGCCUCUAAAUCUUCACCGCGAAAAGCGCUGUUUUCUUCAGUGCAAGAACAGUCAACAUCAACCAAAAGAUAAUUUUCUUGAGGAACAUAUAUAAACGUAUCAAGUCUGUUUGAAAUUAAUGAAACUCAAGUAAAGUUUACUAUAGUUUACCCCAGUCGUAAUGUUGCUAUUUCAACACUUCACGACAAGCAAUCCCAAUUGGCAUAACGGCAAAAACAUCUCUUCCUUCAAGUAAACAAUAAACAGUCUGUUCUUGUUCCAUUUUUAAUUGAAAAAAGUGAUCAAUUUUCGAAUGUUAAGCUUAUCGAGGGCCUUUGUGAUGAAUCUUUGAUCUAAUUAUAGAAUACAACAGCAAACAGCCAAUCAGAAUGCCGCGUUCGUUGGCGAACGCAGAAAGUACAAAAUACCUGGCCUUGCUUGCAGGCCCACUAUUCUUUCCUUGAGCCUGCACGCGGGCUAGCGAAACAGUGGCGGCGGAACAGGGGGAUUAGGGGGGCUUUAGCCCCCCCCCCCCCAGAAGUAAAAAUGCAGAAUGCGAGACCAUUUAUACAAACUACGAAGUCGUCAAAUUACUGCUUGCCGGCUAAAAUGCAAAAGAAAAUAUCCUACUUUGUGAUCAAGUGAAUGUAAAUUGAUUUUCUUUCACCCUGCGUAUAUAUCUUUCAUCUAUACAGUAAAUACUACGUACAAAGUCAGAGUAUUGGCCUUUGUGGUUAUUUACGAAAUGGGACAAAUAAAAGUUAAGUGAAGAAGUUUGAGACUUUCCUAAUGGGUUAUCGAUUAUUUUGAUCGAAGCAAGAAGAACGAAAUCCAACAACACAGCUAGAAAGAGCGUCUUAGAAUGAGUAAAACUGCAAAGAUUGGUUCCUAAAUGUUUUAAAAUGAAGAAAAUAUACCCCUGUGAAGUUUGCAAAUUUUGUAUAUAUUUGUACUACGCGUGGUAAAAUAACCACUUUCGGUUCAAAAAUGGUUAUUUUUCUCGCGCGUAAUGCAAAAUUAAUACAGUAGGCCUAUAUACAAAAAUUUCGAAUUUAACAGGGCUGUAUUUUCCUCAUUUUACAACAAUUCGCAGCCAAACUUUGCAAUUUUACUCAUUUUAAGAUGCUCUUUCCAGCUAUGGUAAUGGAUUUCGUUCUUCUUCUUGUCUUCAUCAAAAUUUCGUCUAGAGCUGGAAUCGUUGAUUCUAGCCCUCGAUUUCGAAUAGAACAUUGAAUAAGAACUUCUCUUAUCUUGUAUUUGUGCUCUUUGUGUUAAAGCGAGAGUAUGGAUUGUGGAAUACAAUUGUAUUUCUAGUUUGGUCAACAUUUUUAAAUCAUUAAAAUGCUUAAUAUUAUGUUUUAUGUCCAGUCAGACAAAACUUAACACUGCUUAUGUGCUGAUUACGCAAAUCGUAUAGUGAUCUUUUCAAUCUUUUUGCGGCUUAUAAUUGGUCGUUAAUUUGCUUCGAUUGCUCAUUAAUUCAUCAUUAGCGUUAAAGAUAAAAGACGGGACAUAUAUAAGAUUCACAAAGCAAAUUUCAGUUACUAGAAUAUCAAACCUUCCUUCUAAAUUCCAUGUUUUGCUUAUAUUUUAGAGAAAAGGGACUUUGACUGGGGGGGGGUGGUCAAAAUAGUUGAGUGGGGCACCAUGGUGGCUUGGGAGGCUUUGCCCCCCCCCCAGUUAUAUAGUUAAAAAAUGCCCUGUUAGUAGAUUUUGAACAAUUUUUGAAGGAGAAAUCACUAUACGCUAUGCCGUUUGCGGUUUGUGUUUCCACUUAGUCAAAAACUACGGUAAACUUUUUUAAAUUUAGCCCCCCCCCCCAAUAAAAAAUGUUCCGCCGCCCCUGGAGCGAAACAUGACUGCGCUCGCGCAGAUAUAUUUCUAUCGUCUUAUUCGCUGUUGGCUGUUCACAGUUGGUUGUAGCCAAUCAGCGACUCAUAAGAUUACGUCAUUAUUUCAUUAAGAUACGUAAGUUAUUUGGAAUUCACAUGGCGCCUUCGAUGGAGUGAUGUGGUUUGAUAUGCGAAAUUUGUGUGAAUACUAUUGAAAGUUUACAUAACAGUCCUGAAGUACAAUGAUAUUUACAGUUUGUGGCUGAUUACCAUAUUUAUAUGUUUUAAAGGCCAUGUUUAAUAAAGUUCGUAAUGUAAACAAACGCUUUGUUUACAUUUUGAACUCAGUGCUACAGUUGUAAAAUAUGAUUAGAUAUAUAUUAUACUGAAUUUCUAACACUCUUCUGGUUCGCUAUGCUUGUAAAUGAAUACAGACUAGAGGUUAAAUUCAAGAAAGUUCGGAAUGUGCAAAAUAUUAGUAAUAUUGCAAUGUUCGGAUCCCGACCAUUGGAAUGUAGGCUUUCGCAGAAUGUAUGCGCAGAGGGGGGGGGGGGGGGGCAAGGGCAGCAUUUUUCCGACAAACAAUUUUUUCCGACAUAAAUAAUAUAUGAAGUCAUACCGAAUGAAAUAUUGACGUCUAUUCUAUAAACAUAUUUUGGGAAAAGUCCAAGUGUAGAUAUAUUAUAUAUAUAUAUAUAUAUAUAUAUAUAUAUAUAUAUAUAUAUAUAUAUAUAUAUAUAUAUAUAUAUAUAUAUAUAUAUAUAUAUAUAUAUAUAUAUAUAUAUAUUUAUAUAAAUUUCCGUGAUAAAUUUCCGUUCAGUUUAUCACGCUUUUAUACGAGCUCUGUCUUACAUGCAACUAUUGUUUUAAAAGGUGUGGGGAGGGGCAGCCAGAGAAAUCGAACAUGAUGCACAGAGCACAUAAUAUACAAAUCGAAACCCGACUAUUUGACGGCACCUUUGAUGUUGGCACAACUGCUGCCAUAUUCCUAUCCAGUGCGCUAAGGAAAGACAGUCAUCCUCCAGAAAAUAUUACAAAUGUCAGACGUUCAGGGGGGAGGGGGUUAAUGGCUGUCGUUAGAGCUAGUACGGGCUACGGAACAUGGCAACUACAUGAUGACAGCCGGUUACGGGUUUUUGCCCGAUUCCAACCUCUGUAUAUGGCACGUCAUGUGUCAAAGACACACCUGUCGAUAACCUAUAUGCAACAAUCACUCCUUUAAUAAAUACGCUUAGCGUACCUUUUUUUCUUUUGAAUAUAAGUCAACAAAUCACAAAUCAUAUAUUGUGUUCCAUUUUAAGGCCAAAAAUGUAGUUUGUCCAGAUGGAUCUCAAUGUCCUGCUGGUGACACAUGCUGUGAGUUGUCAAGUGGUGGAUAUGGAUGUUGUCCUCUCCCAAAUGCUGUUUGUUGUUCAGACGGUAAACAUUGUUGUCCUGAAGGAUAUACAUGUGAUGUGUCGCAAGGGACGUGCACACAACGUGGUCAAAUUACAACUCUUUUCCUGAACAAACCUGCUUUAAAGGUAAAUUGAGAUCUAUUUAACAAAUAAAUAACAUUUUGUCGUUGUCUGUUCAGUUAUGGACACACAGUAUGACGUCGUAAUGCGGGAAGAACAAUAAAGUGGGCACAAACCGCCGAGGCGAGUGUGUCACGUUUUUGUUCUUCCCACAUUACAGUAUGAUGUCAUACUUUGUAUUUGUAAUUGAGCAGACAACGGCAAAAUCUUAUCUAUUCGUUUUAAUAUAAUAAAAAAGAACCUCCCCCUGAAUUAAACAGGUAUAAAUAGCUUACUUUUUAUCCACCCAAAUAUUUGGUAAUUUGAAAAAGACAAAAUUUUACAAAUAUCACGCGUACAUGAUCUGUAUAAAUAAGGGAAUGCUAUUGGAUAAGGUUUUGUGUAGCGUAAUUCCGUGCGUCUGUCCUCUAAUAGAUCAUGGCUUAUCACCAAUGAAAGCACUUGAAUUCUUAACGUUAUUAUAUAAUUUAAAAGAUAUAAAUCCCAGAGUAUUUCCAGUGGUCCAGAUACGCUCAAUACAGCUGUGUUCGAAAAAGGAGAACUGCGUGUAUAUUUUGUUGUUGAUCCUCUUAGUAUAGUUGGCCUCCAGUUGUCCCUUCAUAAACUCAGUUAGGCUAAGUAUCAUUAAUCUGGUCGCUUUCCACCCAAAGUGAAGUUUAUACCUUUUUAAUUUAAUCGAUUUCUACUACCUAACAAGCUUUACAAGGAAAAAAGAACACAAACUGACAAAGUUGCCAAUAUUGUAGUAAGGAAGGACUAGAAAGGAACAUCCAAUACGCAGCUAGUCCACCUAAAGAAAUAAAGAAAUAAAAGAAGAGAAAAAGCAUAAGACAUUAAAGAGUAAAUUAAAAUUUACAAUUAUUAGUUCUGCCAAACACACAUAAGUUCCCCAGUGUGCACGUGCAAUCUAUUUGGGUCAAAAUCCUUGCUUUUAUAAUGUUCUUUACAUGCUCUUGCAAAUGAAGUUGGAGAGAGACCAGACGUUCUUAAGUUUAUUCAUUUAUCUAGAAUCCAAUCAAAAUGUCCCAGGAGAAAUGUUAAUUUCCACACAAUAAUAAAAUCCGUAGUUCAUAGGCUACAUUUUUUGUGUCCAUGAACAAAUUAUUUCUUAAUAUUAAUCAAUUUCUUGCAUUGUUUAGGCGAAGAAUGUAGUUUGCGAUGGUGGAGUAGCUGAAUGUCCAGAUGGUACCACAUGCUGUAAAUUGAAGAGUGGUCAAUGGGGAUGUUGUCCUUUUCCACAUGCUGUUUGUUGUUCAGAUGGUGAACAUUGUUGUCCUCAAGGAUAUACCUGUGAUGUAUCAGCAGGGACAUGUUCGCGACAUGGUCAAAUCACAGAUUUUUUGCCAAACAAACCCGCCACACAAAUACCAAAGGUAAACAUAUACUCGAAUUGUAUAGGCUCAUUUUAAGUUGAUACAGACUGUUGAAAGACCUAUAAAUAGUCUUGUACCAAAUAUCACAAUUCACCUACAACAGGGACCGCAGAGCCUGUUUAAAAGUGUGUGUGUGGGAGGGGGGGGGGGGGAGCUAUUCCACGCAGGCAGGCUGGAUUUUAUCCGGUAAUUUUUUUAUUAUCCACCGAAAAAGUGGGGGAGCCAUGUUUCCCCUGUUCCGCGGUCCCUGCUGACAAGCAUUGUUUAGGAUCAAGUGGCAAGCAUGCAAUCACACCUGCAUGUAUAAGGUAUAUGACUAUUAAAACGUAAGCUAAAGUUAACAAUAUAGCAAGCAAUAUAUGAUUCUGUACAAUGCAUGCCAAUGAUGCCACAACAUGCGUAUUUUACACAAUCUGUUUUGUUAUAUGUAGGAUUCCUUACAGCUCUACCCAUAAAAAUUUUAAACAAUUAGAAUUAAUAGUUAUAACAGUACAUAAAAAAACAACAACGCAAAUCGACAUGCAUAUGAUUAAUUGAUUAUCUAAUGUCAGUCAAAUUUAUGGCACGACUCGGGACGGGACUCUUUAUUAAUUUAAUCAAGUGACCCGUUGUUCUGAAAGAAUCAUAUAACUUAGAGCCUUAAACGGACACCGGAACCCCUUUGGCAGACAUUCGAAACUCCCCUCCCCUCCCCAACAUUUCAUGAAGUGUACGCCACUGCAACGAAAGAAUAUUUUUCAGAGAACAAGCUAAGUCAUAAACAUUGGUGAUUUUAUAAGUAAGCCUGUGAAAAACAUGUUCAUUUUAAGUUGGUAUACAUUCUAAAAACAGUCUGGUUUAAAUCAUCCUGCAUGGCUAACCUAGAGGUUGAUUCAACGUUGAAUAAACGUCAUUUUGCCCGCUGGGUUCUCAGUAUCAAGCUUAACGGUAUCAUACACAUCACAGCAGAUAUAAACUAAUGUUAUUUCGAAACGCCAUAUCUUGUAAAUAUCUGCUGAAGAUGGAUCGAAAUUGAUUCGAAAUAUACAGGUUUUCAAAACUGAUUGCGUAUGGUGUAACUAGCAGCCUUUUGCUGAAACUAGCAGCCGGUCAACGAUCAUGUUCAAUUUCCUGUUUCACUUCAUGUAACCAUUCAGGAUCCUUAUUACUGUAUGUUCAAUUGCAUUGUCUCAUAUUUCACUCCAGUGGCCUGUUGUUCAAAACUGGAUUCGCACUAACCCUCGGUUAAUAUUUAACCUGAUGUUUUAGUUUAUGUAUUCUGCAUAUCUAAAAGAAGACGCCUAUAGUAAUCCAGACAAUCUUUCUGAAAAAAUAUUUCAAAAUGUAUAAACAAGCUGUUGGGAAGUUGGUUUUGAAUUUUAGAUUCUUGAUGUGAUAAAAGGCAAGCCACCUAUUUUGGUGAAGUCGAACGAAACGUUUUUGUCACCAUCACGAAUCAAAUAUUUCCUAGAUCACUAGCGUGAAGCGGCGUCGAAAUUUUCCGUGAACCGCCAGGGUCAUCAGUAACAAUCAGUGUCAGCACUUUCAGCGUGCGUCACAUCCGGUGAAUAUGAAUUGAGAUAUUCACCACACGAAACACGCGCUAAAAACUCAGCAGGCACAGACAACACGAAGUCACGAACUAGAGUUGGGCGAUACUUAAAGAUCAUAUCGUGAUUAUCGUCUAGAAAUUAUCACGAUAUUCGAUAAUUAAGUAAUGUUUGAACGAGCAACUGAACAAAUUAGUUGAAAUAUCAUGUCCAUAUAAACAGGAAUGGAUGAUAUUGAAUGCAUGUACGUUGAAAAUAAGUCAUAGACAGCAAAUGUAAUUUUAUUGCUAUUUUCCUUUAUUGCGUAUUUCCCUUUGAUACUUACUAAUGCAGCAAAUUUGAAUUUAUUGUUCAAUUUUAGGCAGAACAACCAAUGAAGAACAAAUAAAUUAACGGUUCAACGGCAACUUAAUGGAUUGAUUUUUGAAACUAUAUUAAUGUUAGAGAUUCGUAGUGUGAACAUAUAGAUUAUUAUUGGCAAAUGUUAACGUUAGUAUUAUACUUUUUAUGGUAAAAUGUUCAAAUGACCAAAUUUUAUACACAUGAUUAUAUGUUAUACGUAGAUAGAAAUAAAGAAAUGAUUGCCUCAUGAUUUUCAAAUUUGUUGAGUUGUAUACAUAUCUAAAUGACGCGGACGUAGAUAAUUUAUCAUACAUAAUGUAAAAAUUAAGUAUAUAUACAUUGUCUGCACCAGGUUUUGUUUUACUUUAGUUGCAGUUUUCUAUUGUUGCUAUUCUUUCUUAUAUAUUCUUUCUUUCAUUUAUGGAAGUGACUGGAAAAUAUAUGCUAUAGACUCAUUCAUGCACGUCCUAAACUGAAAGUUGGGUUUUGGACAAAAUUAAAAUGCACGGGGCCUUUAAUUUUGUGGAAAAUUGAGAAAGUUGUAUAAAAUGACAAAACAAAGCAGCUUAACGA